AUGGCUGAGCGUGCCGCCGAGGAAGGCGGCGUGAAUGACCUGACGCCAGAGGAGGUCAGCCGCAUCAUUCAUUCCCACCGCAAGGAACUGCCUGUUGGCCCUGCCGCCAGCGCAAAGUCAAGUGCGACAACAAACAUCCGAAAGGCUGGCAGCACACCGUCAACGACAACAACCAACCGGAAAAGACAGCAUUCGGAGGAGCCAGAACCAGAGCCAGAGUCCUCCCGCAAGUCGGAUCGUCAAGAUAGCUGGCCGCGAGCCAUUGGAGCUCUUGAUGAGGCAGAGCCCGUCAGUGAUCGCUACGUCGGCCAGAACAGCAUCCCUGCGCUACUGCGUGAGCAGUCUACGACCAGCGAUAAAAACGAUAGCGUAGACUUUCGCAGAGACAUGAAGUCCAUACUCGGUCUAGACAACUCCGCCCCCUUUCCGCUCAUGUCGCAGCAACACAUGCAUCGCAUAGCGCAAGACAUUUCGACUGAGCUGCCCUCGGAUCGGGAGGUUAUGAAACUAUUUCGAUGUUACAAAGAGAUUCCGCAACCAUUCUGGGGGUUUGUGGUCGACAUUGACGAUUUUGAAUCGAAGCUCAUGGUUUACUUGGAGGAGCGCUCUCGCAAUGCGUCAAAGCCGAACAAGUCCUCGCGUCCCGUGUCUGCUUCCUGGCUGGCCAUUCUUUUUGCGGUCCUGGCUGUAGGCUCUCAGUACCACGAGUCGCCAUACCACAUCCGCACUCGUGAUUCCCAAAAAUACCUCCAGAUAUCCUUCCACUUUCUCCGCCUUGCAAACUUUCUACUACGGCCGUCUUUUGAUUCCAUCCAAGCGCUGCUCCUGCUGAGCUUUACUCUCCUCAACGACAUGAAGGCCGAAGCUUCUUGGGCACUCACUGGCCUCACGUGUCGAUUAGCACAGUCACUAGGGCUCCAUCGACCCAACGCCCCCGAUGCAAACGAAAACGGCGAGCAAAACACUAAAGAGAUGACACGAAGAAAGCUGUGGUGGAAGUGUGUGUGGCAUGAUACACUCACAUCAUUAUCUUUUGAUAGGUCACCCAUGACAAACUUCCCCAGCUGUUCAAUCCCCGUCAAAGUACAAUCCUCAGAGGGCGAGUAUGCGUAUCUCGAAAUGAUGUACCAUCUCAUCGAGAUAAUAUCGCGACGCCUGAAUCCAGACGCCAUGGCGACACCUUCGUACACAGAAAUAGUGGAAAACUGUGACGCGGUAGAGGCCCUGCGCACUCGAGCAUCGGCACACAUGAAGGACAAGGACAAGUGCAAGACGGCAUUGGACCGUCUUCAGUACUUUGCCAUUCGACUGCACACGUCCUUUGUCAUUUCCGUUGCCUGCAGACCAGCACUCCGACGAAAUUGCAACCUCGGCCUAGAACAAAAGAAGGCGUUGGCGGCAAGAUGCGUGGUCAACCUCACCGAGACCGUCAAAAUGUUUCUAGCGAUGCAUCAACUGUCCGUCAUUCCGACACGGAGCUGGGCCUUUACGUACCAUGGGCUUUCAUCUGCGCUCCUGCUUGGCAUAUUGUGCGACACACGAGCGGACCCUGAAGUGCGACAGUUACAGGGCGAUCUCAUUGCGGCUCUCUCUGCCACCGCUGCCAAAGACGUCAGCUCUCCCGAACCGCACGUCAUCCGCACGGACAAGGACAUCGAGCUGUCUGGUCCGCUGUGGCGCGCGCUCACGGCGCUGAAGAGCAUCUACGAUCACGGUAGCAUCAGCACUUUUAAGCGCGACGGCGACUCAUCUGCGGGCGGAAGCGGCACCCGCACGCCGCUGAUGCAGCUGCCUCCGGGUGUUCAGGGCGUGCCUCUGUACCAGCAGUACCGUGCCCUGCCGCCCGGUUCAGAUCCGCGCGAGGAUGCGGCGCUCGCCAUGGCGGAGAUGCAAAACGGCGCAUCGCUUCAGGAUUUCCAAAACGCUCUGACUGCACAGCAGCAGGUACCGAUGCCGGCUGGCUUCGACUCGCUCAAUUCGGAAGGGCCGCAGCUCAUGGCGCCCAUGGAUCUGUACGAAUCCAUAUGGGGAGAAUCGGCUGAUCCUUGGAACACUGGAGUUGAGCCCAUGAAUUUUGACUUUUUGGCGCAGCCUCCGCCAGGGCAACCGCAUCAUCAGCUGUACUUCUAA
Cordyceps fumosorosea ARSEF 2679 is the source of this 2130-nucleotide messenger RNA. Its product is annotated as Fungal specific transcription factor. Gene Ontology annotation, molecular function: DNA binding; carboxy-lyase activity; zinc ion binding. Gene Ontology annotation, biological process: DNA-templated transcription. The transcript is spliced from 9 exons. Bases 1 to 2130 code for a protein of 709 amino acids. The record is from RefSeq and is a predicted model, not a curated record. NCBI's taxonomy places the organism in Eukaryota, Fungi, Ascomycota, Sordariomycetes, Hypocreales, Cordycipitaceae.